Ceutorhynchus assimilis (cabbage seed weevil) is the source of this 2276-nucleotide messenger RNA. NCBI's taxonomy places the organism in Eukaryota, Metazoa, Arthropoda, Insecta, Coleoptera, Curculionidae. The record is from the annotation of a GenBank genome assembly.
UUUGCGUCUGAAAGUUAAAGUUUAGGAACCUAUAUAUUUUUGGGGAAAGUUGAAUUUUUGUUUUAUUCAAUCGAAAAGUGUGAUUGUUGUUGUUCCUGUAGAGCAAGUAAUAUGGUGCUUUAUUUCAAACUCUUUGUAUAUAUUUGCUAUUUUGUUUUAUGGGACGCAACGUUGGAGGCACGUGUACAGGGUUUUCGCGAAGCUUCUUACACCACAUCGAGACCAUCAAACAAAUCAGAGUGCGGAAUUUUUCCAACCAGUUGUCCAGCAACCAAGUAUCGAUCAUACGAUGGGUCGUGUAACAAUUUGAAGAAUCCACAUUGGGGUACACCGUAUGGCAGAUACGAAAGGUUACUUCCCUCUAAUUAUGCUGAUGAUUAUAGUGAACCCACAGAGUCCGUCUCCGGCAAACCUCUGCCCAACGCCCGAAUAGUAUCAUCGAAAAUUUACCCAGAAGAACCGCGAGAAGAUAAAGUUUGGACUUUAAACACCAUGCAAUUCGGACAAAGCGUAGCUCACGAUAUGAGCCAUAUUUACCUACCAAAUAUCUCGUGUUGUGCCCCAAAUAACCAAAUGUUGAGCGAAGCACCAGAAAACUGCAUCUCAAUUGAAAUCUUAAAACAAGAUACUGUGUAUUAUUCACAUAAUUGGACUUGUAUAUCAAUCACAAGAACUAUUACUGAUAAGGAUAUUGGCUGUAUGGGUGAACGGACUAGCGUUGAUCAGAUUUCAGAUGUUAACAGUUACCUAGACCUGUCAACAGUUUAUGGUCAAGAUGAAAAGACUGUUAAAAAAAUUAGGUCCCACAAAGGAGGCAGACUUGAAUCUGUUAUGAAAAACGGUGAAGAAAUGUUGCCAGCCGAAUCGAAUUCGUCAUGCACAACAGCAUGUCCAAACGAACCCUGUUACUCUUCAGCGAGUGACCAAAGGAUUAACCAAAAUCCUCAGCUAACCCUUAUUCACACUAUUUAUGUUAGAGAACACAAUAGAUUAGCUGACAGGCUGAAAGAAAUCAACCCUGGUUGGAGUGAUGAAUGCAUUUACCAAGAAGCCAGAAAAAUUAAUAUCGCUCAGCAUCAACAUAUAUCUUACUAUGAAUGGCUGCCAACUAUUAUUGGUAGACAAAGAGCUUUUGACAAAAAGUUAAUCUAUGAUACUUGUGGGUAUGUUGACGACUAUAACCCAAAAAUAACCCCGAUGGUUUUUAAUGAACAUGCUCAUGCAGCUUUCAGGUACUUCCAUACUCAAAUUGCUGGAUACCUAAAUUUGGUAGAUGAAGCAAGAAACACCAUUAAAACUGCCAGGCUAAGCGACUGGUUCAAUCGUCCUGGUAUUUUAGAGCAAAAAGGAGCGUUUGAUGCUCUUGCUAGGGGGCUGAACACUCAAGCUGAAAUGCAUUCUGAUGCUUUUCACGAUGAAGAGAUCACGAAAAAUUUGUUCAGAAUACCUGGUCAAAAUAUAGGUGCAGAUCUAAAAGCUAUUUGCAUACAAAGAACUAGAGAUCACGGAUUAGCAUGCUACAAUGAUGUUAGAGAGUUUUGUGGCUUGCCAAGAGCAAGAAAGUUUAAAGAUUUUUUGGAUGUGAUAUCUGAAGAGAAUGUCAAAAAAUUGAAAUCCCUCUACUUGCACCCUGAUGAUGUUGAACUAACAGUUGGUGGUUCAUUAGAAGAUGUUACUCCUGGAAAGGGUCAAGCUGGUCCAACAUUUUUAUGUAUUUUGGAAAGACAGUUCUAUAAGACAAGAGUGGCCGAUAGGUUUUGGUUUGAAAACUCCGGCGAACAAGGAUUCACUUUAGCUCAACUUCAAGAAAUUAAAAAGUCAUCAAUAUCCAGACUGUUUUGUGAUAAUACCAACAUCAAAUCAAUGCAACCGCAAGGUUUCAGGAGAAUAAAUCCAACUAACAAAGUGGUUUCGUGUAAUAACCUUCCAAGUGUAGACCUUACUUUAUGGAGAGAUGACAAUAAUACGUGGUGCCCUUCUACUAAUAACAAUGUUACCACUACUGCACCAUCAACAACUACCACCAGUAAAGACAACGUUCAAAAAGUUCCAGUUGUUGAAGCUCCUACAAAAGAUACGUGUUCUCAGAUAGACACUAAGUCGGCUUGUGCAACUGAAACGACUAGACCGAGGACUACACCCACUCCAGUGACUUGUCCUUAUCAUCAAACUACUGAUGAAACUGAAGCUACGUCAACUGAAGAACCGACUUCUACUACUGAGUAACUCUGUCACAAAGUGUCCAACGACGAGAAACGUACAAUAACUCUUGAAUA